Molecule: messenger RNA, 4725 nt
Organism: Chinchilla lanigera (long-tailed chinchilla)
Lineage: Eukaryota; Metazoa; Chordata; Mammalia; Rodentia; Chinchillidae
Gene: Ntng1
Product: netrin G1
Exons: 7
Coding region: 487-2106 (539 amino acids)
Molecular function (GO): cell-cell adhesion mediator activity
Source: RefSeq, a predicted model, not a curated record
AUGGUGCCAGAAGAACAGAAUGAUUGAUGGGAAACAGACAUCGGACUAUAAGACGCUCAUCCUUGUGCUUCAGAUACUGAUAUCUCAGCACAUCUGAACAGCCCCUGUAAGCCGGGAACGUUGAGGAUCACUCAGGGUUAUCGGAUGUACAAUGGGAGAGCCAUCGCUUUGCUGAACUGUCUGCUUCUGGACAUCUUGAACAAAACCAAACUAGACCUGAGUCUAAUAGAUACGUUCUAGGAUGAAGAAAAAGCUGCAAGUUGUUGAUGCCUAACACACAGCUAUGUUAGGCUUCCACCAAAGUCAUCAGUAUUCCUGAGUAUGCACCAUAUCUAAAUCCUUCGUAUUGGUUUGGAAUCUUUUUGAAAUCUCAUCCUCUUUCUUUUUUUAAGUAUACAGACUUACCUACAUUAACAGACACAUAUAUGUGUAUGUAAAAUAGACACAGAUUACAGAGAAGCCACGAAGAUAACAAAGAAUUUAGAGAUGUAUUUGUCAAGAUUCUUGUCCAUUCAUGCCCUUUGGGUUACAGUGUCCUCGUUGAUGCAGCCCUACCCUUUGGUGUGGGGACACUAUGAUGUGUGUAAAACUCAGAUUUACACAGAAGAAGGGAAAGUGUGGGAUUACAUGGCCUGUCAGCCAGAAUCCACGGACAUGACCAAAUAUCUGAAAGUGAAACUGGACCCUCCAGAUAUUACCUGUGGAGACCCUCCGGAGUCAUUCUGUGCAAUGGGCAACCCCUACAUGUGCAAUAACGAGUGUGACGCAAGUACCCCUGAGCUGGCGCACCCGCCGGAGCUGAUGUUUGACUUUGAAGGAAGACAUCCCUCCACGUUCUGGCAGUCUGCUACAUGGAAGGAGUACCCCAAGCCUCUCCAGGUUAACAUCACUCUAUCUUGGAGCAAGACCAUUGAGCUCACAGACAACAUAGUGAUUACUUUUGAAUCAGGGCGUCCAGACCAAAUGAUUCUGGAGAAGUCUCUUGACUACGGACGAACAUGGCAGCCCUAUCAGUAUUAUGCCACAGAUUGCUUAGAUGCUUUUCACAUGGAUCCGAAAUCCGUGAAGGAUCUAUCACAGCACACGGUCUUAGAAAUCAUUUGCACAGAAGAGUACUCCACGGGGUAUACAACAAACAGCAAAAUCAUCCACUUUGAAAUCAAAGACAGGUUUGCAUUUUUUGCUGGACCUAGGCUGCGGAAUAUGGCUUCUCUCUAUGGCCAGCUGGAUACAACCAAGAAACUCAGAGAUUUCUUUACAGUCACAGACCUGAGGAUAAGGCUGUUGAGACCAGCUGUUGGGGAGAUAUUUGUAGAUGAGCUUCACUUGGCACGCUACUUUUAUGCAAUCUCAGACAUAAAGGUGCGAGGAAGGUGCAAGUGUAAUCUCCAUGCCACUGUGUGCGUGUAUGACAACAGCAAACUGACAUGUGAAUGCGAGCACAACACUACAGGUCCAGACUGUGGGAAAUGCAAGAAGAACUAUCAGGGCCGACCUUGGAGCCCAGGCUCGUAUCUUCCCAUCCCCAAAGGCACUGCAAAUACUUGUAUUCCCAGUAUUUCCAGCAUUGGUAAUUGCGAAUGCUUCGGCCACUCCAAUCGAUGCAGUUAUAUCGAUCUGCUAAACACAGUCAUUUGCGUGAGCUGUAAACACAACACUAGAGGGCAGCACUGUGAGUUAUGCAGGCUGGGCUACUUCCGAAAUGCUUCCGCGCAGCUGGACGAUGAGAAUGUAUGCAUAGAGUGUUAUUGUAACCCUUUGGGCUCAAUCCAUGACCGUUGUAAUGGCUCAGGAUUUUGUGAGUGUAAGACUGGAACGACAGGGCCUAAGUGUGAUGAGUGUCUGCCGGGAAAUUCCUGGCACUACGGCUGUCAACCGAAUGUCUGCGACAACGAGCUCCUGCACUGCCAGAACGGAGGGACGUGCCACAACAACGUGCGCUGCCUGUGCCCGGCCGCGUACACCGGCAUCCUCUGCGAGAAGCUGCGGUGCGAGGAGGCGGGCAGCUGCGGCUCGGACUCGGGCCAGGCGGCGCCCCCGCAGGGCUCCCCGGCGCUGCUGCUGCUCACCGCGCUGCUGGGGACAGCCAGCCCCUGGGCCUUUUAGGCGCUGCAUCCAGCCAUCGGACAGGCCUGUACCGUGGGAAAACAAACACAACGCAAGCACUUGUUACUAACGUCGAAAACACACCCACACCCCCUCCAACACAGUGUACCAACGAAGGAGGCCUAACUGAACUAAGCCAUAUUUAUCAGACGGGGACGACACAUCGGAGUCAAGACUCUUAAUUCCUGACUACAGAGGCGUUGCAGCUGUUGGUAUUCUGGCUGCAAAUCACAUCGCCAGCUGAGGAGCUUUUUGUGCAUUGGAAAGGCUUUGACAGCCCCACCCUGCCCCCACCAGGAAAGACAGCAAAAACAAACAAGCAAACAAAUCAACCAACCUAAAAACACUUGCUACUCUAACGUGGUGCAUCCUAGUACAGCUCUGCCCUGUGUGGACCAACCAAAUGAACGUUCUUUGCUGUCAGGUGCACUGUGGGUAUACGGAAACCUGUUAAAAGCUGCCAUAUUGGCCUGCUUCAGUCCCUGAACCCCUCCCGACCUGUGCUUUAGUGAACGUUGCUCUGUAACCCCUGUUGGUUGAAAGAUUUCUUUGUCUGAUGUUAGUGAUGCACAUGUGUAAAAGCCCCCCUUCCCAAGCGCAAGCCAGUCAUACCCUUGUAUAUCCUAGCAGCACUAAGUCAGCAGUGUGUGCUCACACCCACUGUACAAGAGUGGCUAUAGAAAAAAGAAAGUGUAUCUAUCCUUUUGUAUUCAAAUGAAGUUAUUUUUCUUGAAAUACUGUAAUAUGUAGAUUUUUUGUAUUAUUGCCAAUUUGUGUUACCAGACAAUCUGUUAACGUAUCUAAUUCCGAUCAACAAAGACUGACAUUUAAUUUUGUCCUCCUUUGUUCUGUUGCGUUUCAUUGUACAGAGAUUUCUCUGUAAGGGCAACGACCGUGCUGGCAUCAAAGAAGUAUCAGUUUACAUAUAUAACAAGUGUAAUAAGAUUCCACCAAAGGACAUUCUAAAUGUUUUCUUGUUGCUUUAACACUGGAAGAUUUAAAGAAUAAAAAUUCCUGCAUAAACCAUUUCAGGAAUUUGUAUCGCAAUUUCUUAAGAUGCAAGAAGCAGACGCCAAGCAGGUUCACACUCACUUCACUGAUUUCUGUGUGGACGUUGAACUGAUGAAUGUAGUUCCCAGGAAGAUGGAUUCACGACCACUAGCUGGACAACUUCUGCAAAAUAUGAGACUAUUUCCACUCGGGAAAAAUUAUAGCAGACAAAAGAAAAAAGAAAAAGAAAGGAAGGAAGGAAGAAAGAAUCUAAGUGAUUUCCAAGAUUAUGCCAAAGCCUGUUGGCAGAGUACUAAGAGACUUAUCUUUGAGUCAUGCUAUUUUCACAGAAUGAUGGUUAUCAUGUGGCUCUAGGGAUGCUAAUCUAUGUAUCUUUCCAAAUACAGUGUUUACAUGGAGGAUCAUAAGAGGCCACCUGGGGAACCAGGACAGUAACAGGGAAAUUGAGUGAUUAGCAAUUUGACUUUGGAUAUAUUCAGACGAAGUAUUUAAAUGAAAUAUCAAAAUAUACAGCAGCAAGUAGACAUAACUGCUGUUGCUGAGAAUAAAGUUUGUUUUAAGUACUGCCCAAGGUGUAAUAAAUUCUUGUUUCUGCCUUUUACUAGGCCAAUUACCGAACAAGACAGCAAGGGGAGGAGGGUGGGGGAAAAUCCGCAAAGUUUCAAAGAGACUGAAACAGUGUAUAUUCCAUUCCUAGCACAGUGUUGGCCUAUAUGUUACAAAUGCGUUAGCAGCAGCAUCUCCUGGAAUCAAAAACAAUUAUCAGUCCAAGCCAGAGUCUUAAGGACAGCGGAGUCCUACAUGACUUGGUAGAGCAAUAACCUAUGAUAGUAUUAGGUCAGAAGCCUCUUUCUAGUCUGAAUUCUCCACCCUGCUGCCACUCCUUGCUGGAAUGGGGUGGGGGUGGGGAAAUGCCUUCUAAUAAAUAACCUGAGUCAAAACUAGAUGAAGGAACAGCAUGUCUUAUUGGUUUUGUUCCCAGAAAAGCCAAUUCGAAGAAGGCAAUAAAAGGUAAACAGGUGAUGCCUGUACUGCCUGCCACCCCGCGUCUAAGUCGAUUGAAUGUUUGUUAUUCAAACCAACAGUCUCUUUUGAAAUAAAUAAAUUAGAGCUUUGGCUUAGUGUCAGAGUGACCAACCAUAAAUCGGAGAUUUAUAUUAGAAAGAUAAAUAUAAAAUUAUAUUUCAAGCUCACCAAAGAAUGCACAUGAAAAUUCUGAUAGCAUAGAGUUUCAGAUUACUAACAAUGAGAUAGAUUCCUAAUAUUAAAAUUGGAGUUUAAGUUGUUUUAUAGUUUAUUAGCACAAACCAAAGGCAGACUGUGUGUUAUUUCUGGCAACGAUGCACUUUAUCAUUAUCCGCUCAUGGCUUUGUCACAAUGCUCAGGAAUCAGAUGCUGCACAGUUCAAUAUGUGGGAUUCCAAAAGCUAAUUCUAAAAUUUAAUGAAGACCUGAUCUAUUCAUCUGCAUUUUAUCUUUAUGAGGCUAUAAGAAUCUAAAUUGAUGAGAAAUAUCUUGCAUUCAGUGUAUUUAGAUAUAGUUUUCUGAAUUUCCUGAAGUGAUGUGAUCUGCUUUUAAUAAAAAUUCACUUUUAGGUAUAUGAUGGAAA